AUGGCGAUCAAGCACAACAACCAGAUCGUAAAGAACCAUUUCCGAAAGGAUUGGCAGCGCCGUGUCAGGUGCCACUUCGACCAGCCCGGCAAGAAGGCCACCAGAAGAGACGCCCGCCGUGCCAAGGCUGCUGCCGUCGCUCCUCGCCCUGUCGACCUCCUCAGACCCGUUGUGCGAUGCCCGACCAUUAGAUACAACCGACGAGUCCGUGCCGGCCGUGGCUUCACCCUCGCUGAGCUGAAGGCUGCUGGCAUUCCCCGUCAAUAUGCCCCCACCAUCGGUAUCGCCGUCGAUGGCCGCCGCCAGAACCUGUCCGAGGAGUCCCUCGCCGCCAACGUCGAGCGCCUCAAGGCCUACAAGGCCCGCCUGAUCGUCUUCCCCCGCAAGAGCAACAAGCCCAAGGCCGGCGACAGCUCCAAGGAGGACCGCGCCACCAAGGAGAUCGCCGCCAAGACGGGCGUCGCCCUGCCCAUCGUCCACGCCGACAAGGCCCUCAAGGAGAUCAAGAAGUCCGACCUGCCCGCCCCCGUCGAAGGCGGCGCCUACGUCGCCCUGCGCAAGGCCCGCUCCGACGCCAGAUACCAGGGCGCCCGGGAGAAGCGUGCCAGGGACAAGGCGGAGGCCGAGACGGCCAAGAAAUAA
Messenger RNA from Phaeoacremonium minimum UCRPA7, 642 nucleotides. Its product is annotated as putative 60s ribosomal protein l13 protein. Gene Ontology annotation, cellular component: ribosome; cytosolic large ribosomal subunit. The record is from RefSeq and is a predicted model, not a curated record. Gene Ontology annotation, biological process: translation. Bases 1 to 642 code for a protein of 213 amino acids. The transcript is spliced from 5 exons. Gene Ontology annotation, molecular function: RNA binding; structural constituent of ribosome. NCBI's taxonomy places the organism in Eukaryota, Fungi, Ascomycota, Sordariomycetes, Togniniales, Togniniaceae.